Messenger RNA from Brassica rapa (field mustard), 4838 nucleotides. RefSeq lists its product as uncharacterized. The record is from RefSeq and is a predicted model, not a curated record. NCBI's taxonomy places the organism in Eukaryota, Viridiplantae, Streptophyta, Magnoliopsida, Brassicales, Brassicaceae.
GACGUACAUGUCACCAAAUGUUUUUUUUUUUUUUUUGAUCAAAAUGUCACCAAAAUUAUUUUCCACAUGCGCAUGACAUAAUAAUCCCAGUUAUCUAUUCUAUUAAAAGGGAAACAUUCUUAAUAAAUCUACUUAUAAAGGUUGUUUGGACCUAUUAAUUAGAAUUUAGUUAUACAUUAUUUAAUCUCUACACAUAGCAUAUCCUAAAUAAUAUAAGGGAAUAGUUAUAAUCUCCUGCAUUUUAGGAAAGAUCAGUUAAUUGCAAUAUUUACACAACUAUAUUUAUAAAUGAAAUCUUCUACGAUUGCCAAAAAAAACUAAUCAUAUAAAAUAAUUAUCUUCUGCAAUUCACGUUUAACUAAAAAUAAAAUAUUUAUUUUAAUAUUUUAAUCAACCAUUGUAUUCUAAUAUAUCACUAUUUCAGUCCCAAAGCCAUAAAUAGCAGUAUAACAUAUUUAUUAAUAAGAUCAUAUUCAAUGAUAUUUUAUAUAAAAAUAACCAUUAAAAAAAUAUUUUAUCACCCAACGUCAUGAUUGUUAUGUUGCAACAUCUAUACUAUUAAAGCAUGAUCCUAUUUUAAAAAUUUAGGAUUCUACCCUUGAAUUUUAAUCAUAUUUACAAAAUAAUAGAAAUAUCUCAUAUUUAUGGUAACAAAUAAAUUUUCUUUACAAACCAAAACAAAACCAUAAUGCUAAUUAACUAUUAGCACUUACUAUAGGUAAAACUUUAUCAUAUCCAUAGCAAAUUUUUUUCGACUAAAUUUUUUUUGAAUAAUUAGAUAUUUUUAAUCAUAUGAAAUAUACUUAAUUUUGCGGAUAAUAAAUAAAUUAAACUAAUAUAAUUUAUUUAUUAGAUACAAAUUAAUUGAAGUGUUUUUCGUAGUGUAUUUUCCUAAUAUGAGAAAUAAAAAAAUCAUAAACUUUCCAUUACAAUUUUUAUAGUUGAGUUUUAUAUGGUGGAACAAAUAUAUGCAUCUAAGUAAAUAAAUAAAUAAAUAAUAAUUAAAAGUUAAAAUCUGCAAAGAAUAAUAUUAAAAUAUGCAAUGUGAAAUAUCAUUCAUUUUUUCAACUUAUAUAAUAGUGUUUUUAUAUAAUUGGAACAAAUAUAUGCAUCUAAAUGAUCAAAUAAAAUAUUAUCAAUAAAAAAAAGAUGUGCAAAAAUAAUAUUAAAAUAUGUAAUGAGAAAAUAUCUUUAGUAUAUAAAUAUAAUUAUUUAGAAUAAAUUAAAAUUAAUACAAUAUUUUUCUAAACAAUUAACUUCUUUAAAAAUAAUUUCAUAAAUAUAAAUAUAAAUUUUAUAUAUAUCAUAUCUAAUAUCUAUGAUUAUAACAUAAACAAUCAGUAAAUUUUAAAUGUAUAUGGUUAUCAUAUAUAAAAACACAUAAUCUUAUAAUUUAAAAUAAAAUUUUAUAAUUAAAAAAUUUGUAGAAUUUUAAAAGAGAAUUAAUUCCGCGCUUUUUAAAGCGCGGGUCAAAAUCUAGUAACAUAUUAAUAUUGGAGGACUUGUACGUUGCUUCAGUAGAUUUUUUUAUUUUAUAAUUCAAAUUCAAACUAUUGGACCAAAUAGAUUUCAAUAGCACUAGAAGGAGAAGGAGAAAGUCAAUAAUAGCACCUUUUGAAGUUUAUGUCCCAAAAAUAGCACUAGAAGGAGAAAGUCACAAAAUAGGUUUCAUUAAAGGGGUAAUUUACCCUUAUACCCUUUGUUAUAAGAAUAAAAAAAAAACAUUUCAUUUCCUUCGAUCGCGAAUCGUGUCGUCUCCUCUCCGGAAUCUUCAAACCCUCACCGGCACUGUCGUCUCCAACUCGGGAAUCGUCGUCUCCGGCUCGGGAAUCAUCUUCUCCGACCCGGGAAUCGUCGUCUCCGGCUCGGGAAUCAUCUUCUCCGGCUCGCUAGUCAUCUUCUUCGGCUCGCUAAUCAUUUUCUUCGGCUCGCCAAUCAUCUUCUCCCGCUCGCUAAUCAUCUUCUCCGGCUCGCUAAUCAUCUUCUCCGGCUAUCUAAUCAUCAGCGUCACACUCUCUACUCUCAAAAUCGGACACAAAUCACUAUGUAGCUUUUUAAAAUUAGGGUUUUUGAAUUAAAAUUUGGGAAGCUUGCGUUUUGAUUUUGAUUUGUUUGUUACUCUUUCUUAUUAACCAGCGAAGCAAAUGAAAGACUUUUGAAUUGUGGGAACACAAAGUUGUUGGAGCAUAAUUCAUCUCUUUGAGGUAUGUUGCAGAUUCAACCUUCUGUGUGUUUGUACAAAUUUAUAAAAUAAAAGUUUGUUGUCUCUUGCUGCAUCUAUUGAAUGUUUUUAGAAGAUUUCCAGAAAGCAUUUGUUGCUGCAUCUAUUAAAUGUUGAAAAUUGAAACUCGGAUGGUAACACAUUUUGAAACUUUUUUGCUUGGAGUCUUGUUUUGAUUAGGAAUGUUGAUAUUUUUGAUAGGGUCUUGAAUUUGCUUAUGAAUCUUUUGUUGCUUGUGAAACUGUCUAGUGUUUAUAAGAAUUUCAGGAAGCAUUUGUUGUGUUAUUUCAGGAAAGCCUUCCAGAAAAGUUUGAAAUUUUUUUUUUCCUUGUUUACGCAUGAUAGAAACAAGAUGGGAGAUUCAGUACCUCUAAAACUAGCACUGCCAGAGCUGAAGUAUCCUAUUGGUUCACAGCCAAAGGAAAAGUCAGCAAUCAACCAAUACUCUGGUUCAGAUUAUAUCUCUAUUGUCAAAAGCAUCCUAAAACCAGAUGAGAUGAUAAGAGUCCGAGGAUCAUUUCUGGGACCUGUAAUGAAGCUCAGUGAGAGAGGAUUGAAGUUAUCAGCAAAGAUAGUCUACGCCAUUCUCACUAGAAGCAUCGUUUCUGUCAAGGAGAAUGAAGCCUGGUUCCAUUUCGGUGCGCAGCCAAUGAGGUUCUCUAUAAGAGAAUUUCAUAUGAUGACAGGCUUGAAAUGUAGUGGUGCAUUAGAAGGACCACGAAGGGAAACCGAGAGAUUUAAUUGGGAAUUGCUAAAGGGGCGUAGUCAUAAGUUAAGUGACGUGGUGGACCAGCUCAGAAACACAAGAGAAGAUGCUUCUGAGGAGAGAGUAUGCCUCGCAAUGCUCAUCCUGGUAGAGAGCAUAUUAUUGCGGAAGAGCAAAGGAGGGAGUUUUCCUUUGGAAUAUGCGAAAAAUGCACAGGAUAUGACAUAUCCAUGGGGAAAAGAGGCUUACAUUGUGCUCCUGAAGUCAAUUCAAAACGCUGUCGCGAAUCAUUUGGAGAAUAAAUCCAAAUUUGAGUUGCAAGGUUAUCCUCUAGUAUUCCUUCUUUGGAUACUAGAGUCGAUUCCUUUGCUAAGGGAUAUGUUCAGUAAGUGUGUACCAACAGUUGAGGUUCCUGGGCCGACUUACUUGUGUGAAAAAUACACUGAGGUAGAGAAUCCAUCACUUGAUAGGGUUUUACAGGUUGAAGCUGAUACAAAGCUGAAGGUCCAUUGCAUACUACCUUCUAUUCCUCAUGAUCCAGAAGAUGAUAUCUCCAUUGAAAACAAAUAUAGUGACGAGCUGGAAACAGUGAAAGAUGUAACAAAGAAAGGGUACAAGAUUACAGCCGAUGACUGGGAAAAUAGGUGUGUAGACACAUUUGACACAUUGGAUGCUCUUAUUCAAAUGAUGGCAAAUAAGGAGACUGGCCAAGCUUCUACUCCGAUUGAUGAGGAUUCAGUAAAUGAAAAAGUGAACAGGAUCAUCACGGUAAUGGAGGAGAAUCUGAAGAGCAUGAAGGAUCGAAUGUCAUUACUAGAAGAAGAAAACAUACAUCUUAGAGCUCGUGUGUGAGAGUUGGAAGGAAACAACAAUGUUUUUCCCACUAACGUGACACAAAAGGUAAAUUCUCAAAACAUGUUCUUUUACAUUUGCAUUUUCAAGUAUUUUUUUGAAGAUCUUGUACAUAUUCCUGAAUGCCUUCCUAAUAUUUGACAAACAGCGAUCCAGUGAGACACCUUUAUCUCCAAUGUCUCACACGCAACCAUCGAGUGAGACACCUUUAUCUCCAAUGUCUCAACAGCCUAAUUUGACACAUGAGGUAUGUAACCAAUAAAUAUUGUUGAGUUUUGAAGUAAUAUUUGGAAAGCUUUUGUACUUCUUGAAUGCAUUCCUGAUUUUUGCAGGAGACAAUGAUUGAAUCAGCUGCAUCUCCAAAGUCUCAACAAAAUGAGGUAUAUGCUCAAAAUUUUUUAAGAAAAAUAUUUGGAAAUUCUUGUACAAAAUCCUGAAUGCCUUCCUGAUUUUUGCAGGAUUACACGCAACAAUCGAGUGAGACGCCUUUAUCUCCAAUGUCUCAACAGCCUAAUUUGACACAUAAGGUAUGUAACCAAUAAAAUAUUGUUGAGUUUUGAAGUAAUAUUUGGAAGCUUUUGUACAUAUUCUUGAAUGCAUUCUUGAUUUUUGCAGGAGACAAUGAAUGAAUCAGAUGAUGAAACUCUUGCCCUUGAUACUCAAGUAUUCUCUCCUAAUCUGACAAAAGAGGUAUAUGCUCAAUGAUAUUGUUUUCACAGUUGGAGUUUACAAAUUAGUUUUGGGUGAUUUUUUUUUACAUAUAAAGGCUUUUCUGAUUUUUGACAGAAAGAAACAGAAACGUCUACCGAUGAGAGGCCAUCCAAUCCUAAUCAAGAUGGAAAACCAGAUGAUGAGGUAAUAUUUAUUCUAGAAAUUAUAGUUGAAUGUAUUCAUGAUGGCCAUUCCUGAUAUUUUUUUGCAGAUUGUGAGAGAGAAAUUAACAAGUGAGUCACCUGCUACUCAGAGUCAAGUUUUGCAGAAAGAAACAGUGGAAAUGAAUGAGACACCUUCUUCUCCAAUAGCUCCAAAGAGUAUUGAAACUCCCGUUUAUACUCCAAG